Messenger RNA from Spirodela intermedia, 360 nucleotides. The record is from the annotation of a GenBank genome assembly. Lineage: Eukaryota; Viridiplantae; Streptophyta; Magnoliopsida; Alismatales; Araceae.
AUGGCUAUCCCGCAGAGGCCUUCUUUACUGACGCCGCGCUUGAUUUUGAUGUAGCCACCUUCGCCCCAGUCGCCUCCCCAGGAGUUCUUCACCAGCCAGUAAUUGUCGCCGGCUUCCUUGCCGUACCCGACAGUUGCGACACCGUGGUUGAGGGAAGUCCCGCAUUCCCCGGUGAAGACACCAUUGGAAUACAUCUGGAAGGAGAACCCGCCGGCGUCGAUGGCGACGGACACCGGCUGGUUGGCGACCGCCGCCUGAAGCGCCGGCUCGCUGUUGACGGCGACGUUCUUGUAGCCCGCGAUGGUGGCGGUGGGCUUGGACGAUUUUCCGGCGUCGCAGGUCCCGUCUUCGUCUUUGUAA